Solanum lycopersicum (tomato) is the source of this 588-nucleotide messenger RNA. The record is from RefSeq and is a predicted model, not a curated record. NCBI's taxonomy places the organism in Eukaryota, Viridiplantae, Streptophyta, Magnoliopsida, Solanales, Solanaceae.
AUGAGCAGAUUCCUCACAGGAAUCAAUGGAGACCUGGAGGAAGAUUGUCGGGCUGCGAUGCUCCAUGAUAAUAUGGACCUUUCUAGAUUAAUGAUGCAUGUCCAGCAGGUAGAGGACAGCCGAAAGAGGAGAGGUGUACGUGAUGUUAGGAGGCCUAGGCCUCAAGAUCAGGCAGGUCCCAGUCAUGGAGGCCAUAGAAACAAUUUUAGCGUCCGCGAGCAGCCCAAAUUCAAGAAGGGGCAACAGAGUGCUGGAAAUUCUGACCCUCAGAGAAAUACAACGCCUAGAGGAGGCAGACCCGAACCCAAGAGGGGCAAUGGAGGUGAGAUGCAGCGUCCAAGGAAGACUUGUACUAAGUGUGGCCGAAUGCACCUUGGAGAAUGUAGACAGGGCACUAAUGCCUGUUUCGGUUGUGGUAAGAGUGGACACAUGGUCAUAGACUGUCCCCAGAACAGAGGUCAGGCUGGGGGUAAUGCUCAGCCUAGGCCUACCCCACAUAAUGCAGCAGCAGCCGAACCUCCGAAGAUGAACAGAUUUUAUGCCUUGAAAGCCAUUAUGCUUGCUUGGACUGUCGUAGUAGAGUGGUGA